Molecule: messenger RNA, 783 nt
Organism: Lepus europaeus (European hare)
Lineage: Eukaryota; Metazoa; Chordata; Mammalia; Lagomorpha; Leporidae
Gene: LYG2
Product: lysozyme g2
Exons: 5
Coding region: 1-783 (260 amino acids)
Biological process (GO): peptidoglycan catabolic process; defense response to Gram-positive bacterium
Cellular component (GO): extracellular region
Molecular function (GO): lysozyme activity
Source: RefSeq, a predicted model, not a curated record
AUGGGGCAGAAAAUCACAUUGACACUUGGAGGGAUAGAAUUCCAGGCAACAGGAACUGCCGGUGUAAAGGCCCUGAGGCAAAAACCUGCCCAGCAAGUCCAAGACUGGAGCAGGGAGGUGGGUCAGGAGGCAGUCACAACGAUUCAGAUGAGCCGCGAGGCCAAUGUGGCCCACGGUGGCAGCAAAGGCACUUCCAGGGGCUCGUCUCCCUUCCUGCACUCAAUAAACCCUCACCUGCAUCCUCGCCUGUACCACGGCUGCUAUGGGGACAUCAUGACCAUGGAGACCUCCGGGGCGCUCUGUAACAUAAAGAGUUUGCUUCACUGCGGAAUACGUGGUUCAGAAAUGUUUGCUGAGAUGGAUUUGAGGACCUUGAAGCCCUACCAGACUCUGAUCAAAGAAGUGGGACAGAGGCAUUGCGUAGACCCUGCUCUCGUCGCAGCCAUCAUCUCCAGAGAAAGCCAUGGAGGAGCUGUUCUGCAAAACGGCUGGGACCAUAGAGGCCUUAAAUUCGGCUUGAUGCAGCUUGAUAAACAGAUUUGCCACCCUAUUGGUGCCUGGGACAGCAAAGAACACCUCUUACAGGGUGUUGAGAUACUAGCAGACAGAAUUAAGGCAAUCCAGAAAAAAUUCCCCACAUGGAAUACGGCUCAACAUCUCAAAGGUGGACUCUCAGCCUUUAAGUCAGGAAUCGAAGGCAUUGACACGACUGCAGACAUAGAUGAUGACUUCGUCAAUGAUGUUAUUGCCAGAGCUAAAUUCUAUAGACGUCAAGGUUACUAG